Molecule: messenger RNA, 1345 nt
Organism: Alosa sapidissima (American shad)
Lineage: Eukaryota; Metazoa; Chordata; Actinopteri; Clupeiformes; Clupeidae
Product: interferon-induced, double-stranded RNA-activated protein kinase-like
Exons: 9
Coding region: 231-1112 (293 amino acids)
Biological process (GO): regulation of apoptotic process
Cellular component (GO): canonical inflammasome complex
Source: RefSeq, a predicted model, not a curated record
UUAGAUAAUCUCAUCGUAUUAGCCUAUUAUAUAUCUGACAGCCAACACCACCAGCACACAUUGAACCUGUCAGAGGCCAUUCAGUAACGCCUCCUUCUCAGACGUCAUCUUUCACGGAAAUCGAAACAAGAAAAUUAGACUGUAACCGCGCCACGUCGUGAAAUUUGGUGCUGCAUUUGUAUGUACAAGCGAUCCCCCACUCACAGUAAAGCCUGCAGUUGGUGGACCUAAUGAAUUACGUUGCAAAACUUAACGAGUAUGGACAAAAGAAUCAUGUAAAUGUGCAAUAUGAAGAAAAGGCUACUCCGGACCAUACUAAAGCGUUUACUGUACGGGCUAUUGUGAACGGCAAGCGGUAUCCAGAGGGAGUUGGGAAAAAUAAGAGAGAAGCCAAGGAAAAUGCUGCCCUUAAGGCCCUGGGAAUGCUGCCGCACAAAGAGAGCAAUGGCUUUAGUUCUUCCCCAGCCAAAAUAGUACAACCCAAUUAUCAGUGCUGGCUCAAUGAACACAGCCAGAAGACCGGGGUGACCUAUAAGCCUAUUGAACGGACAAGAGUGGGCGCAGCCAGUACACCAUUUUGCUGCCAGUAUGUUUCUACUAAUGGGGAAUCAUACCCUGAGGGCUAUGGGGAAUCAAAGCAGAAAGCCAAAGAGGAAGCUGCAAAGCUUGCUUACCUGGCCCUGCGAGUAACAGUCUGUUAUGGUGUAUGUUCUAGGCAAGAUCAGAAGAGGGCAUCCUCUGUGGAAAGCACCCUAAAAGCCAGCGCUGCAGGAGGAAAGCACAGAAGAUCUGCCCCGACCCCAGCCACAGUCUUUUCACACACCUCCAAUGCAGGGGGGAAAGAGUUGAACUUCUUCAACAAACAUAAGGCUGAGCUGGAGACUCGGCUGUCCACCACUUCUGUUCUCAUCCAGCUGGAGGGGUGCGGCAUACUGAAUGCCGUGGAGAGGGAGACAGUGGAGGCUGAAAGAAUUAGUGUCUCUCAGAACCAUGCUCUGAUCGUCAUGCUCAGUAGGAAAGGAGAACGGGCUCAGGAGAAGUUCUAUGAGAUUUUAAAGGAAACUGAUCCCUACCUGGUGAAAGAUCUUGAAAAAGGGGUUUGCACAUCAUAGGAGAAUACUGUAUCUAGAAGAUGUCAGGAAAACAGACACAUUUUAUAACAUGUUGCCUAUGUGUUUUUACCCAUGCCUCUUUUUUAUCUAAAUGAAAUUGAUUAUUUACAAUAAUUGUAUGAAUAUCUUGUGCCUAUGCAGCAUUUUACUCAACUCUUUGAUUUUCUGUAUUGGGAUACUUCAAUAAUUAUGUCAAUGUUAUUUUCAAUAAAUGUGGAGGAAAUAUGAAUGGA